This is a messenger RNA of Phalacrocorax carbo (great cormorant), 1180 nucleotides long. NCBI's taxonomy places the organism in Eukaryota, Metazoa, Chordata, Aves, Suliformes, Phalacrocoracidae. The record is from RefSeq and is a predicted model, not a curated record.
AUUGAGGAGUAUAGCAAUGAGAUUUUCCAGCAGAGCCAACGUACAUCAGAAAAUUGACAGCAUUUGACAGAAAUAAAGUCUAACAUAAAUCAAGAAGAGGAGCAAAAGAAGGACUUGACUGACAGCAUCCAAGAGCUUAAAGAAGAGUUGAUCAAGAAAAAGGAAAUAAUAGCUUCUAUAAACAAAGCUGCUAAAGAGAGAGUGGAACGACUAUGCAAGUCUAAAGUGUUGUUUGAAGAGCGGCUUGGGCUGGAGAUAUGCAGAAUUCACAGUGAACAAUUGCAGUUUAUAUUCAGACACAUUGACCACAAAGAUCCUGACAAGUCAUAUGUGUUCACCCUUUCCAUAAAUGAACAGGGAGAUUAUGAAGUGACCUCCUGUACUCCUCCUCUGGACUGUAUAGAAGAGUUCCAGCUCAAAGUGAGAGAAACUAACAAUUUUUCGGUGUUUGUUGCCAACAUCAAAAAAGCUUUCACUGCCAUAUCCUAUAAAUAGUCUGCAUAAAACUAACUUAUACGUCCCUUUCUAGCUGUAGAGCACUUUUUCCUUUCCUUCCUGUAUUGUGGAAGUAUGUAUUUAUCCAUGUCUUACUCUAAUUUCUAAAUAAAGAAAAAUAAUGAAAAUAGUGUUAAAGGCAGUGUACCUGUUGGUGUGGGUCCUGCUAGGAGAGGCAACCCCAGGUCCAGCACAAAGUUGUGUGGGACCCCUCUACUUUGUCCUUGUGGGCCUCCCGUGUCCCUGGAGGGACAGAGCAUGGCUGCGGUAUCACAUCGGAGGAUGCAUCAGAGCUUGGACACUGCUGGGGAGGGUGCAGGGCAAUGGUCACUUCUCCAUUGAUCACAACAGCAGCAUGGAGAUUGACAGGAGGAGGGAAGGGGGACGUAUGUGCAUGUCCUGCAUUUCUCUUGCACAAAUAAAUUAAAACUUGCAGCUGAGGGGAGACGACAUUUGCUAAGUUUGCAUCAAGCUGAAAAAUAAUGGGGUUUUGGUACUUAGAGUAGAAUGAGGAAGGAUAAUCAAUGUCUGUGUAUACAAAUGAAAUAUCCUCUCCUCAGAAAUAACUGCUUUCAGUGUUAGGAGCUGAAUUUAUAAAUGGCUUGGGUCAAAAUCGCUACAUUAAUGCUAUUUCCUGGCAAGGAAGCUCUUUUUCUGAACUGAUUCAUUUUUAUGUUGAGGAAAU